UUGCCGACUUGAGCAGCCAACAUGUCGGUGAUCGUGGCCCAGUCACAUUAUAUCUUUGGUCUCCGUUCACAAGUGGUUAAUAAUAUUUGUUACUUUGAUGAGCAAACCAUAAUUUUCCCAUCGGGCAAUAACUGCAUUAAAUACAACGUAGAUCAAAAAUGGCAAAAAUUUAUACCAGGCUCAGAGAAGAGUUUGGGGAUGCAGGCUCUGGCAAUCAGCCCAAACCACCGUUACUUAGCCAUGUCUGAAAGAGGACCAGAAAAGACUACAAUCACAAUUUAUGAACUAUCUUCUGUGCCGUUUAAGAAACGCAAGGUCCUAAGUGCACCAGACUUUCAUGCUCAUGAGUUUGUCAGUAUUGCAUUUUCUCCAGACUCUAAAUAUCUGGUUGCCCAGACAGGCUCUCCAGAAUGGACUAUCAUAUUUUGGAUGUGGGAAAAGCAGAAAGUUAUGGCAUCAGUGAGAACGGACACCCAGAACAACCCUAUUUACCAGGUGAGCUUCAAUCCUGAGGACAACAGCCAGAUCUGUGCCACAGGCCUUGGGGUAUUUAAAUUGUUUCGCUAUAUGGACGGUAACUUGAAACAGACAAACUUUCAGAAGGUUGAAGCUCAGAACUUCCUGUGUCAUGCGUGGCUCUCUGAAAACAGAAUUAUAUGCGGAACAGAUACUGGAAAGCUUUGCCUGUUUGAAUCUGGAGAUCUUCGUUGGGAAAUAAACAUAACCGGAAAACUUGUGCCCAAGGAGUCUCCGAAAUUUGGCACAGCUUCUGAUGAUGGCCGCUCCCUUUCUGCUAUGGAUUCCACGGCACCCUCUAACCAGAGGAUAAAUGCCAUAGUGGCAUAUUCUAAAGGAUUCCUGUGCGCUGCAGGGCCCGGCCGAGUCUGCAUUUUUGAGAAAGCAGAAGAUAAAGAUUUUUACAAGAGGAGCCGGAUUAUUAGAAUUCCACAAGAUAAGCAGAGCAGUGACCCCAGCCUGGCUGAACAGCAGGAGGUUACGUGCAUGUGCCUGAGCCCUUCAGAGGAGAACGUGCUGGCCAGCACAAAUAAAGGUCAGCUAUACAGCAUUACCCUCUCUUCUGCUGAAUUUGGUAAGGGAGAUGAUUGCUUUGGGUAUCUGACGGAGCCCUGGCAUUCCGCCGCCAUCACUGGUCUCAGCAUCUGUAUCCGCAAACCCCUGAUAGCGACCUGUUCCCUGGAUCACUCCGUGCGCAUCUGGAAUUAUGAAACCAACUCACUAGAUCUGUAUAAGGAAUAUCAAGAAGAAGCCUUCAGCAUCUCGCUGCAUCCAUCUGGACAUUAUGUUCUGGUCGGAUUCUCUGACAAGUUACGCUUAAUGAACCUACUGACUGACGAUAUCCGCACGUUUAAAGAAUUCACAGUGCGCGGCUGCCGUGAGUGCUCAUUUAGCUACGGCGGACAUCUCUUUGCUGCGGUGAACGGCAACGUCAUCCACAUUUACUCCACAACAACCUUUGAAAAUAUCACUAAUCUGAAAGGUCACAAUGGAAAGGUACGGUCGGUCUCAUGGAGCUCUGAUGACAGUAAGCUGGUGUCCUGUGGCCUGGAUGGAGCAGUGUAUGAGUGGAACACGCUCCUGGGUAAGCGCGAGUCUGAGUGUGUGCUCAAAUCCUGCAGUUACAACUGUGUGGCCACGUCGCCCGACGCCAAAACUAUUUUUGCUGUUGGAUCCGACCAGACACUUAAAGAGAUCAGUGAUUCUCAGAUAUUACGUGAGAUCCCGUGUCUUGAUGUGACCUAUACAGCUGUAGUGCUCUCUCACUCUGGUCGUAUGAUCUUCACUGGGACGUCAAGUGGAAAUAUCCGUUCCAUGAAGUACCCUCUGCCGGUCCACAAGGAGUUUAAUGAGUAUCAAGCCCAUGCAGGGCCCGUCACCAGGUUGGCAGUGACAUUUGAUGACCAGUAUUUGUUAUCAGUCUCUGAGGAUGGAUGCAUGAUUGUUUGGAAAAUUUCUGAAAAAGAGGGUCGAGUGCUGAAGAGAGAGAAAGAGGUGGGGUAUGCAGAGGAAGUUCUCAUUACCAAAUCGGACCUGGAGGAGAAGAACCAGGUGAUGUCGGAACUAAAGAUACGCGUUAAGGAACUCAAAAUGGAAAAUGAGUAUCAGCUAAAGCUGAAAGAUAUGAAUUAUAACGAAAAACUGAAAGAACUAACUGAGAAAUUUAUCCAGGAAAUGGAGGUUCUAAAGACUACAAAUCAGAUUUUAAAGGCUGAAACAGAGAAACAGGACCUGCAACACCAGGAAGCUAUGGCUGAACUGAUAGAGAAACAGUCCAGAGAGGUGCAGGAUCUAGAGUCAGCCAAUAACCAGAAGCUGCUUCUGGAGUACGAGAAGUACCAAGAGCUACAGAUUAAAUCUCAGCGCAUGCAGGAGGAUUACGAGAAGCAGCUGCACGAGCUGGAAGAGAGCAAGAGUCAAGCGCUAGAGGAACUAACUGAGUACUAUGAAGCCAAACUGCAAGACAAAGUGUCUCAACUACAGCUUGCUGAGGAAGAGUCCCGUCAAAAUAUCAGAGAAUUUGAAGAGACUAAGAAGCAAAUCGAGGAAGAUGGUGACAGAGAAAUUCAAGAUGUGAAAAUGAAGUACGAGCGGCGGUUGCGGGAGGAAAGAGAGUCUGUUCUGCGUUUAAAAGGGGAAAGUGGCAUCAUGAGAAAGAAGUUCAGCAGCCUGCAGAAAGAAAUCGAGGAACGUACUUCCGACAUCGAGAAAUUUAAAGGGGAGCAGCUGAAGUUACAGGGAGUCAUUAAAUCCCUCGAGAAGGACAUCCAGGGGCUGAAGAGGGAGAUUCAGGAGCGAGAUGAGACCAUACAGGACAAGGAAAAGAGAAUCUAUGAUCUUAAAAAAACCAAUCAGGAGCUGGAAAAAUUCAAAUAUGUACUGGAUUUUAAGAUUAAAGAGUUAAAAAAGCAAAUUGAGCCACGAGAAAAUGAAAUUAAAGAGAUGAAAGAGCAGAUUCAGGAGAUGGAGGCUGAGCUGGAGCGAUUCCACAAAGAGAAUACACACCUAGAUUUAAACAUCUCCGAAAUGAAACAGAAGCUGAAAGCUACAGAACGGGAGAUGCGUAAAGAGAGACAGAAGGUUCGUGAUAUUGAUGCUGUUGUUAAACGUUUUAAAACUGACCUACACAACUGCGUUGGUUUCAUUCAAGAGCCGCAAAUACUGAAAGAUACCAUUAAUCAGCUCUACCGAAAAUAUGUGCAAGAGAGUGAUGUGGCUGAAAUUGUUGGUGUGGAUGCUGACAUUCAGCAAGAAUAUGCUCGUCAGCGAGAACAUCUUGAGCGCAGUUUGAGCACAUUACAGAAAAAGCUGAUUAAGGACACAGAGAUUCAUCGUGCCGAUAAUGUGCGAGUGAUGCAGGAAAAUGUGACCCUUAUUAAGGAAAUUAAUGAAUUACGGCGAGAGCUGAAAAUAAGCCGUACAAAGGUUCAUGACUUGGAAUCGGCACUUGGAUUAACCAGAAAAAAUCGUAUAACCAGGUCUGCAGAGUCUAAAGGGUCUAGCAGUGAAGAUCGUUAUUCCCCUGGAAUUUUGCGUCUUAAUGCAGAAGAAGAGACAUCCAGGAUUAUAGACAUGCAGCGUCUGGAAAUCAAACGGUUACGAGAUUUGAUUGACUCCCAUGAACAUAUUCCCGGCUUAAGACCUCUCUCUGUUGGAAAAUUGCCGGCACUGACCAUGUCUAACUGAACAUUCCAAAGGGGAGUCGUCAUAAAGUGACACAAACACACAUAAUAAAGUCUGUAUUUAUAUCAA
This is a messenger RNA of Bombina bombina (fire-bellied toad), 3768 nucleotides long. RefSeq names its product cilia and flagella associated protein 57 (gene CFAP57). Bases 22 to 3702 code for a protein of 1226 amino acids. Gene Ontology annotation, molecular function: protein binding. Lineage: Eukaryota; Metazoa; Chordata; Amphibia; Anura; Bombinatoridae. The record is from RefSeq and is a predicted model, not a curated record. The transcript has 22 exons.